AUGCAGAGUCAAAAUCAAGCUACUGGGUUUAUUCAGUCUUUCCAGCCCACCUCACACCAUUCAGACGAAUUGGAAACUCGCAUCGCUCUGGCAAGGAAAUCCCUCGACAACGAAUUUCUACUAACCGAUGGCGAACUCGCCGAAGCGCUCGAAAUUCUGGCAAACAAUCUUUGCACUCGAUUCGACAGAAGAGGAGAGAUAAACGAUAUUGAAGAAUCUAUACACCUUCUCCGACAAGCUGUUCCCCUUCGACCAAUGGAUCACGACAAUCACCCCAGGUCCCUCAUGUACCUGGCAAAAUCUCUAUUCUGGCGAUAUAGGAGAGAACUAAGUGGACAAUAUGACCUCGAUGAAGCCAUACUUCUGAUGAGAAAGGCAAUAGAGUUACUACCAGUAACACAUGUCGAAUUUCCUGGCUUUCUAUUCCUCCUCGUCUUCUUGCUGACGGAACGAUUUCGGGCACUCGGGGAGAAAGAGGAUGCUAAAGCGUGCAUGCCUCUCUAUUGGAAAGCGCGAAUCCAUCCACAAUCAUGUAUCCUCGAUUCUUCAUGGCCAGGGUUACUUGAUAAGCUUUCAGGGUCCCUUUUAAUUCGGUACAGCAUGUCAGAUGAUGAAGAGAUUCUUGAUCAGUCAAUUUCGGUUCGCAGGGAAGUUUUGAAACUGCUACCACCUAUAGAUCCUAGAUUACCCCAGCAGAUCCAAAUACUUGCAGUGACACUAAAUAUCCGAUACAAAAAAAGAGGCCAAAGACGUUCUGCUGAUCUCGACGAAAUGAUUUCGUGCUACAGACAACAUGUAGAGUUCCAAUCGAUACCGCCGCAGGACUUGCGUAAAUCUCGCGACGAACUUGCAACACUACUGGAAACUCGCUUCCAGGAAACGGAUAAUCAGUCGGAUAUUAACGAGUCCAUAUCAAUUAGGCGGAAAUUGCUUGAGCUCACCCCUGCAGGUCAUCCCGAUCGCGAAAAGGUGCUAACUUCCCUCGCAUGGGUGCUGUAUCUGCGGUUCACUGACACAACAAAUCCUAAACCCAACCGAAAAAAGCUGAACGAAGCAAUUGCUUUGUGGAGGGAGUCUCUAAACACAACGUCACCAGUGGAUCAAUCCACCGCACUUGCUAACCUUGCCACGGGGCUAGAUACCCGAUUUGACCGAAUAGGCGACAAAAAGGAUUAUGAAGAGGCAAUGUCUCUCUACAGACGAGCCAUGGCACUUCCUAUUCCAUUGAGUUCACAAUGGACCAUGCUGCUCAAGAACUUUGCGUUUACCCUUGUUCGGUUCGAUGAUGACCGCUCCAAGGCGGACGUGGAACAGGCGAUAUGGCUUGCAAGAGAAUCCUUGCGGCUCUACGACGAUAUCGGCUCGUCAUACGCUUUACCUGAGCACCUCAACCAACUAGGGUACGCCCUGUUAGUUCAAAUCGAGGAUUCUAAUGCGGAAGAAGGGGAUUUGGAGGAGUGCAUCUCUCUCCACAGGCGUGCUCUGAGCCUUCGAACUCCAGAAGAUCCGUAUUACAUUGGCUCCCUCCGCAAUCUCGCAGUAUCGUUGCAUUGGAGAUUCAAGAAGUUUGGCCAGAAAGACAACUUGGAAGAGUCUAUCUCUCUAUUCAGGCAAGGCAAAUUGCAGGACGAUGAAAAUAUAGAUAUUUUGCGGAGACUUGCAGAUGCUUUGGAGACCCGCUUCAACCUCAAUAAUCUAGCAUAUCAAAGCGACUUUCAGGAAAUCGUAUCCCUCAGGAAGGAUGCUGACGAGCUUGAAGAAGAGAAUACCGAUGAUGAAGAUGACGAGGACGAGGAUUCUGACGACGAGGAAUCUGAGUCAGACGAUGGCAUGGAUAUGUAA
This is a messenger RNA of Psilocybe cubensis, 1842 nucleotides long. RefSeq lists its product as uncharacterized. The transcript has a single exon. Lineage: Eukaryota; Fungi; Basidiomycota; Agaricomycetes; Agaricales; Agrocybaceae. Bases 1 to 1842 code for a protein of 613 amino acids. Gene Ontology annotation, molecular function: protein binding. The record is from RefSeq and is a predicted model, not a curated record.